GUUUUUCUGUAUAUGGGAGUGUCUUCAUUAAAGGGUAUCCAGUUCUUUGACCGGAUAAAGCUAUUUGGAAUGCCAGCCAAACAUCAGCCAGACCUCAUCUACCUGCGUUACGUUCCCCUCUGGAAAGUACAUGUGUUCACUGUCAUACAGCUUACUUGCCUCGUUCUUUUAUGGGUCAUCAAAGCAUCUCAAGCUGCUGUUGUGUUUCCCAUGAUGGUCCUUGCUCUGGUAUUUAUUCGCAAAUUGUUGGACUUCUGUUUCACCAAACGUGAGCUAAGCUGGUUGGAUGAUUUGAUGCCAGAAAGUAAGAAAAAGAAAGAGGAUGAUAAGAAGAAAAAGGAGAAAGAGGAAGCGGAGCGAAUGCUCCACACGGAGGACAGUGACAAUGUCCAGUUGGCUUAUGAAGGCAGGAGUCUUCUCCAAAUUCCAGUGAAAAGCUUGAAGUACAGCCUUGAUCCAUCAGUUGUAAACAUAUCAGAUGAGAUGGCAAAAACAGCACAGUGGAAGGCUCUUUCAAUGAAUCCUGAAAAUGCCAAAUCAUCCAAAUCUAACCAGAGCCCUGACAAACCAGUAAGUGUAAAAAUCACAAUUGAAGACGGCUCUCUCCGCAAGUACGUGGACGCCGAGACCUCUGUAUAG
Molecule: messenger RNA, 639 nt
Organism: Staurois parvus
Lineage: Eukaryota; Metazoa; Chordata; Amphibia; Anura; Ranidae
Source: the annotation of a GenBank genome assembly